Ruditapes philippinarum (Manila clam) is the source of this 1279-nucleotide messenger RNA. Its product is annotated as protein HEXIM1-like. Gene Ontology annotation, molecular function: 7SK snRNA binding; cyclin-dependent protein serine/threonine kinase inhibitor activity. Gene Ontology annotation, biological process: negative regulation of cyclin-dependent protein serine/threonine kinase activity; negative regulation of transcription by RNA polymerase II. The transcript is spliced from 2 exons. The record is from RefSeq and is a predicted model, not a curated record. Gene Ontology annotation, cellular component: nucleoplasm; nucleus; cytoplasm. Lineage: Eukaryota; Metazoa; Mollusca; Bivalvia; Venerida; Veneridae. Bases 135 to 986 code for a protein of 283 amino acids.
UAUUGAAUAAAUAUGUGCGGUCGCGUUGAGCCUGCGUUAGUUGUCAUUUCGGCAGCAAAGAGGGUCCACGUUAUUUAUCAUGCAAAAAAGCCUUAUUCAAAAGAUUUUUAAAUUGACAGUAGUUUCGCAAAUUAAUGAAAAACAUGGAGGAAGCGAUGAUGGUAGCGGAUUAUUCACAGGGUGAUCACAAAAUGAAAUUUAAUGACAAGGAAAACAAUAGAGGGGACACCCCUAACUUGGAAGAGUCCAAUGUCAAGACGAAGGAAGAAUGUAAACAAGACGAUGACAACAAAAAAGCCUUACGGGACACAGAUUACGGGAAAAAUUUUGAGGACACAAAUGGAGACAGUCCAAGUGAUUCCGGCAGCAAUCCGGAUAACCGAAGGAAAAAGAAGCAUCGUCGCCGCAACAAGGGAGGCAAAAACCAUAGGCGAUGGAAACCGUACGAUAAAAUGAGCUGGACUGAAAAACAGGAACUGGAGGAAAAGGAAACUAGACGAGCAACUCAAAAGCGUGAAGAGGCGUUUGCAUCGGGACAUCCUGUAGCACCUUAUAAUACUACGCAGUUCCUCAUGGAUGAUCAUUGCAAGAAUGAGGCAAUAUCUCCUGAUCUCCAUAGACAUAAUUCAAAAGACUCUAAUCCGUCUAAUGAUUCAGAUUCUUCAUCAGAAUUUUAUGACGAUGAGGAAAACGAUGGUUUUCAAGAAAAGAAUUUCAUGGACACUUUCAAUGAUAUUCGUAUGCAAGAGCUUUUGAAUAAGAGCAAAGAAGACUUGGUUCAUGACUAUGUGGAAAUGGAGAUGAAACUGGAAAGAGUCGAAGAAAAGAGAAAAAGGGAAGCAUCCAGUUCUGACCUUAACUCUUCAGGAAGUAGCAUAGAAAGAGACGUAAGCUAUAAAGAGUUUUUAAAACUGUUGGAAGAAAAUGAAAAGUUGAAGAAAGAAAAUCAUGCUUUACUAGCCAGGAUAGAUAAUGUGAAAAAAUAGAUUUUAAGUGGACUUCCUUCAAAAGUCUGUGUUAACUUUUCAUAACAAAUAUGCAGUUAUUGUUUGCCUAUAUUAAUGAACAUGUAUGAGAUAUGUUUAAAAAUGGCAUUUACACUUUUAGUUAUUAUUUGAAGAGUUACAUGCUUAUGACAAGAGAAGUUUCUUUUGAUUUUCCUGUCAUUUGUAGUUGUAAAGCAGCAAUUGCAUGCCUCCAGAUUUAUAUAGGUUUGCUCAUCUAAGAGCACUUGCUAUCCAAAGAAAUGACCACUGCAUAUCAAAAAGUGCUGAAAGUA